ACUGAUUGCCAGCUGCUCCUGAUAGUUUGAAGUAGGACAUCGCUGGAGCUGCCUGGAGAGGUUGUCAUGAUCACCUGUUGAGACAAAAAAAAAACAAAAAACAACAGCUCUACUAUUUCAACAUGAGUACAGUGUCAGAGGAAAGUAUUCAUCAGCCGAUGGACAUGGACCUGACUUGUCAGGCUCCUCCUGAAAACUCUUCACCCCAGGAGAGUGAAGAGGCUGGUGUUGCAGAGCAGCAGACCAUGAGAGUUUACCUCAGAGUCAGGCCUUUCUCUAAAGAGGAGCUGUCUGACCACGAAGACCAGGAUUGCGUGGUGGUUGAAAACAGCCAGAUGGUGACACUGAACGCACCAAAGGGUUCGGCCACCCUGAAAAACAGCGAGAAGAGUAUCCACAAAUUCUCUUUCUCAAAGAUUUUUGGGCCAGAGACGACUCAGGCACAGCUGUACGAGGACACGGUCAAAAGUCAAACGUCUGAUUUCUUGGAUGGAAAGAACGCCCUAAUAUUCAGCUACGGUGUAACAAAUGCUGGGAAAACCUUUACAAUUCAAGGGACCCAGAAAGAUCCGGGAAUUCUCCCGCGGGUGCUGGACACCACCUUUCAGCACAUUGGCAGUGACCAGUAUGGAGGGAUGGACCUGAAGCCCUACCUGAGGAACGAUGUACAAUGUCUGGACCCUGAUCAAGUUAGACAGGAGAGGAGCACCAAGGCGGCCAUUUUUGCAUCAGUCAAAGAGGAAGGUGAACAUCAGAGGGCCAGUAGCUUAUCCGAGUCCACAGCCUGUCCUUCUCCCACGCUUUCAUUCUCCUCUCUGUCCUACAAUCAAAGUGAAUUCAACAGCAGCCAGUUUGCGUUAUGGGUGGCCUUUUUCGAAAUCUACAACGAGUGUGUGUACGACCUGCUCCAACCUUCUCUGUGCACCAAGACCAAGAAACGUGCCGCUCUGCGCGUGUGCGAUGACGGCGCUGGAAACGCGUAUGUCAAAGAUGUUAGAUGGAUCAAUAUACAAAGCCUAGCGGACGCUAACAAGCUGCUGCAGUUUGGUAACAAAAACAGAAGUGCCGCGUCCACUAAGAUGAAUCAGUCGUCCAGCAGGAGCCACAGCAUCUUCACAAUGAAGUUACUGAAGAUUGAAAACGGUUUAGUUGAAAGGAUAUCUGAGUUUUCUCUGUGUGACCUGGCCGGCUCUGAAAGAUGUAACAAAACCAAGACGUUUGGUGAGAGGUUGAAGGAAGCGGGCAACAUAAACAACUCCCUGCUCAUCCUGGGAAAAACCUCUCUUCGCAACAAACAAACAGACGGACGAAUCAAGAGCAGCUACGUUCCUUUCCGAGAGAGCAAACUCACAAAGCUCUUCCAGGCUUUCUUCUGCGGCAAGGGACGAGCAUCCAUGAUCGUCAACAUUAAUCAGUGCGCUUCUACCUACGAUGAGACGCUUCACGUCAUGAAAUUCUCUGCCGUUGCCAAACAGGUGGUGCAGGUGAUUCCAGAAAAACCUCUGGCAUCCCUGGCUCCAUGUCUGGUCGGCCGUGAUGGAAAACCCCUGGUAAGGAGUGGGAUGAUUGACAACCAGGACCUGGAAAGCUACAUGUCUGAGGAGGAACUGCUAGAUGACGAGGAUGAAGCCGACAUGUCCAUGCUGCCUCAAGAUGAGCUCGUAAAUAUGAUCGAAAUGCUCCGAACAAAACUCCUGGCCGAGAGGAGGAGGAACCUGACUCAGGAGAUGGAGAUUCGGAAGGAAAUGGGAGACGCAAUGAUUCAACAGAUCAUGGAGAGUGAAGAGCUCCACGCUCGACAGAUAGAGGAGCUCAAGGAGCGCUACCAAGAGAAGCUGGAGGACACUUUUGAGAUGUACAAGGAUGCCAUCAAGGAACACGCCUACCAGAGCGCCAUGAACAAUCUGGAAGACGACUACGUGCCCAUUGACGAGUUCAUAGCCGAAGAAGAGAAAGUGGAGGCGCUGAAACGUAGAGUGGCCGAGUUGGAAAAGACGGGAGUCUCGGCUGUCUCAUCGACGGCUCAUUCGUCCCAGACUAAAUCAUCCGAGCAGCAACAGCCAGGGGACGAACGGUACAAAAGGCUUUACAAAGAAAAGUGUGUUGUGGAGAAGAUGUGUGUGGAUAAGCAGCAGUUAAUCGUGUCCCUCGAGAAAAGAUUGAUGGAUCUCAGCGAAACACUCCAGAUGGUCAGAGAUGGCUUUGUCAAAAAGUCUGCCGAGCUAGAGGAUCUUCAAAGGCGGUCGAACGACAAGAUUGCUGGGAAGGACGAGGAGAUUUCCUGUCUCAAGGCGGAACUGGAAAACCUAAGCCAAAAGGCCAAGCCGAAGCGCGGACUUCUCGCUAACAUCAAGGACGCCGUUACCUCUCCACGGAAGCACGGGUCGGAUCGUAUACUCAGAAAAACGAUCCGGACUCCACACCACUGAAAUGGUUCUUAAGAACAGCCGAUAUCGUAGCCGUGAUGAAACCGUUGUUCGCCUUGAUGAUAUUUUACUGAAAAUCUGUGAUGUAAAUGGUUUUAUAAUAAAAUUUUUAAUAAUGACA
Messenger RNA from Cynoglossus semilaevis (tongue sole), 2547 nucleotides. Its product is annotated as kinesin-like protein KIF20A. The record is from RefSeq and is a predicted model, not a curated record. Gene Ontology annotation, cellular component: spindle microtubule; mitotic spindle; nucleus. The transcript is spliced from 18 exons. The coding region runs from base 123 to 2429 and encodes 768 amino acids. Gene Ontology annotation, molecular function: microtubule binding; plus-end-directed microtubule motor activity; ATP binding. Lineage: Eukaryota; Metazoa; Chordata; Actinopteri; Pleuronectiformes; Cynoglossidae. Gene Ontology annotation, biological process: spindle elongation; mitotic spindle assembly; microtubule-based movement.